AUGGCCAACUUUCUUGAAGCCGAAGCCGCGCAAAGAUACAAGAACGCCGAGAAAGCUACUGGCCCUUAUGCCAAAACCAUCGUCGGACAAUCCGGGAUAGUUGCGCAUCUGGACUCAGGAGCUGAAGCCAAUGUUCUCGACUUUGCAUGCGGAACUGGAGUCGUAGUACAGAAACUCUAUGACACUAUACCAAAGGAAAGAUGGGGACAGCUGAAAGUACUAGGCGCUGAUAUUAGCCCACCGAUGUUGGAAUACUUAAAAGCGCGAGGAGAGACGCAAGGAUGGAUGGGGCUAGAGACGAAAAUUGUAGAUGGAAACGGCGACUUUACACAGGCUCUACCCAAGUCCUCGUUCACGCACAUAUUUGUCACAUUCGCUCUGAACAUGCUCCCAGAACAGACACUCUCGCACUUGUGUUCUCUCCUACGCCCAGGUGGCUUCAUAGCAUUAGCGACAUGGUCUGCCAUGCCCUGGCAUAGUCUCCUUACUCGCAGCAUCGCGCUCAUGGACGCACCGCAGCCUUAUCCACCUUCGCACAAGGAGAUUCAGGAGAAACUCUGUGGACCCUGGGCUGCCGAAUCGUACGUGGCACAACGUCUUGAAGCCGCGGGGCUACAGCGAGUAGACACAUGGACGCAGAAGGAGGGCAUACGUGCUGGGGCGCCCAAGGUUUUCAUAGAGAGCAUGCAGUUUCCGCUACAGUUUCUGGCAAAGACAUGGUGGGAGAAAGAGCGAGAGGGCGUCUUGGGGGAGUUGAGUGAUGCUAUGAAGGGGAUCGUAGAAAACGAGACUGGAGAGGACGGUGAACUUCCCUUUGUUGCAUCCAAGAUCAUGUCUGGCACUCGGCCUCUCCUCUCGAACCGCGCGUCCUCGGACAUCAGCGGUGAUCGCGAUAUAGCAGAGGAAGAUGCCCUGCUCACAGGCCAGCGAACAGCGCGCAUGGAGAAAGAGGGACCGCGAUCGUGGAAGUUGUGGAGGGAGAUAGGUCUGUUUGUCUGGGCUGUCAUCGCAACGGCAGCCGUUAUCGUACUCGCCGUCAUCUUCCAACGGGCAGGUUCCGACUCCAAGACUUCACAUGCGAGCGGAAAGAAGAAUCUCAUCUUCAUGGUUUCGGAUGGCAUGGGCCCUACCUCGCUAUCACUCACACGAUCCUUCAUGCAAUACAAGAACGGCGCGCCCUUCAACGAGCAGCUCGUUAUCGAUCAGCACCUCAUCGGACAGUCGCGGACCCGUUCUGCCUCGUCUCUCAUUACCGAUUCAGCGGCGGGUGCGACGGCUUUCUCAUGUGCACAGAAGAGCUACAACGGUGCCAUCUCCGUCACACCCGACCACGAGCCAUGCGGAACGGUGCUGGAAGCGGCCAAGAAGGCUGGGUACAUGACGGGUCUUGUAGUUACUACGAGGAUCACAGAUGCGACACCCGCCUGCUUUGCGGCUCACGUCAACAUGCGAUCAGAGGAGGACCGUAUUGCAGAACAGAUGGUCGGAGACUACCCCCUUGGCCGCGUCGUCGAUCUGAUGUUUGGAGGCGGACGAUGCCACUUCCUGCCCAACUCGACAAUCGACUCCAGCUGUCGCGCGGAUGACAGGGACAUUGUCGACUUGGCCAAGAAGAACGGAUUCAACUACAUCUCGGACCGCGCGGGCUUUGACAGCCUCAAGGGAGGAGCCAGUCUCGACCUGCCAAUGUUGGGACUCUUCGCCGAAACUGACAUCCCGUAUGAAAUCGACCGCCGCAACGAGAACGACAUCUACCCAAGCUUGCACGAGAUGGCUGAGGCUGCCAUGAAGGCGCUCAGUGAUGCAACGAGGGAUAGCGACAAGGGCUUCUUCCUCAUGAUUGAAGGCUCCAGGAUUGACCACGCAGGCCACCACAACGACCCUGCUGCUCAGGUACACGAGGUCCUCGCCUACGACAGGGCCUUUACAAGUGUGCUGGAUUUCAUCAAGAACGAGGAAACCCAGACCGUCAUGGUCUCGACAUCGGAUCACGAGACUGGCGGUCUGGCUGCUGCUCGCCAGCUCCACGCGUCUUACCCUGAAUACCUCUGGUACCCCUCUCCCCUCGCAAAUGCCUCCCAUUCCGCUGAGCGUCUCGCUCUCGAUUAUACAAAGCAUCUGCUUACCGACCCAUCUGCCGAUGAGACGACUGAUUUUGUGCGCGAAUCCAUCACAUCCGGUCUCGGCAUCUACGACUACACCGACAAGGAAGUCUCUGACCUUGUCGCCGAACCUGCCACAGCUUUGUAUCAAUACGCAGACAUGGUAUCCCGUCGUUCACAGACUGGCUGGUCAACCCACGGCCACAGCGGUGCGGACGUCAACAUUUACUCCUCUGACCCCAAGGCUGCCAUGGCACUGGUGGGCAACCACGAGAACACCGAGGUUGGGGACUUUUUGCGCGACUAUUUGGGCGUGGAUGUCGAAUCAGUCACCAAGGAGCUCAGAGAAAAGGGUACUGGGUUGACGGUACUCGACGUGAACGGCACAGAGGUCAGCUGGAUGGGCAAAGUACCUGAGGAUGGGCAAAGACUGGAUGGCCAGACCCAUCUGGCUAGCUAUGGGGGAGAUUUCAAGAAGAGAGGUGACAGUGAUGCCUCGAUGUCACUUCUGUCCCAGUCAGAGCCUCUGACUCAACACUUCUCCUAG
This is a messenger RNA of Alternaria burnsii, 2649 nucleotides long. RefSeq names its product alkaline phosphatase. Gene Ontology annotation, cellular component: fungal-type vacuole membrane. The transcript is spliced from 5 exons. Gene Ontology annotation, biological process: dephosphorylation. Gene Ontology annotation, molecular function: alkaline phosphatase activity. NCBI's taxonomy places the organism in Eukaryota, Fungi, Ascomycota, Dothideomycetes, Pleosporales, Pleosporaceae. The record is from RefSeq and is a predicted model, not a curated record. The coding region runs from base 1 to 2649 and encodes 882 amino acids.